This is a messenger RNA of Dufourea novaeangliae, 2717 nucleotides long. RefSeq names its product tyrosine-protein phosphatase non-receptor type 4 (gene Ptpmeg). Gene Ontology annotation, biological process: protein dephosphorylation. The record is from RefSeq and is a predicted model, not a curated record. Gene Ontology annotation, molecular function: protein tyrosine phosphatase activity; protein binding. The transcript is spliced from 16 exons. Lineage: Eukaryota; Metazoa; Arthropoda; Insecta; Hymenoptera; Halictidae. Gene Ontology annotation, cellular component: cytoskeleton. Bases 90 to 2717 code for a protein of 875 amino acids.
UUGUACAAGGUGUACAAUACCGUAACGGUGGUCAGCAUAGCAGAGAGGUGGUGUCGGGAAGGUGGUUGACACGCCUUCAUAUCUUUGAGAUGAUCGAAAGCGUAUCGCGGAGAGCGUUGAGUGGCUCCAGCGGGAGCUACCACGUUCGCGGUGCCGAGUUAGCAAGGAAUCGUAGAUUGAAAUCACUGUCCGCUACGGUCGUUUUUCUCGACGACACGCAACAUACAUUUCAACUGGAUAAGAGAGCAAAAGGUCAAGCACUGCUGGAUUUAGUAUUUCAACAUUUAGAACUGGUCGAGAAAGACUAUUUUGGUUUGCAGUAUGCAGAAAAUGGAGCCACAGCCUGUACAUAUUCGCCGGAUAUAAUGAGAUGGUUAGACCCUACUAAACCAGUCAAGAAGCAGAUACGAAGUGGACAGUUCUAUUUUAAAGUGAAGUUCUAUGUAUCCGAUCCUAGCAAAUUGCAAGAAGAAUACACUAGGUACCAAUUUUACCUGCAAAUACGAAGGGAUAUUCUUCAAGGGAAACUCCAGUUACCACCAAGUACAGCAUGUCUUAUUGCCAGCUAUACGGUUCAAUCUGAGUUAGGCGAUUAUCACCCCGAAGAACAUGGUCCAGGAUAUCUUUCUAGGUUGCAGUUAAUACCAGGUCAGACCGAAGAAAUGGAGAAAAAGAUAUCGGAAUUACAUAAACUUCAUAAGGGUCAACUACCAGCUGACGCAGAAUUCAAUUUUUUAGACCAUGCAAAACGAUUAGAUAUGUAUGGAGUAGAAUUGCACAAGGCGAGGGAUUCAACAAACAAAGAAAUACAAUUAGGCGUAACAUCUAUAGGUUUGGUGGUAUUUCAGAACGGAUUAAAGAUCAAUGUGUUCUCGUGGUCGAAAAUCGUUAAAAUCUCAUUUAAACGGAAACAGUUUUUCAUUCAACUCAGACGGGAACAGUCCGAAAACUACGAUACAUUACUGGGAUUCAACAUGCAGACAUAUCGUAGUUCUAAGAACUUGUGGAAAGCAUGCGUGGAGCAUCACACGUUCUUCAGACUUCAUAGCCCGAAAAUGAGGUCUAGGCGUUUUCCCCUUACCUUGAGCAGUAGAUUCACUUAUUCGGGACGUACAGAAUUUCAGACGGUCGAAGAUGGCAAGCACAGAGCAAGAGUGGAGAGAACAUUCAUACGAUCCCCUAGUAAGAGAUUGGUCCACGGAGUCACGUCAGCUGCGCUUAUAGAUGAUAAAGGAAAAUUAACCGUACUUCCUGGAAGACCUCCGAGGCCGUACGACAACAAAGUUCAGUCUCUCGGUGCUCGUGAGCCUCGUCAAGCAUGGGGCGAAGGCAAUCCUAGCGAUGACGAGGGUGGUUUCUUAUCUCUUCGGGACGAAAUAACGGGUUCGCAUACACAGGGCAAUGCAUUUUCUCCUGUACUAGGUUCGAGAGUCCUAAGUUACGCAGACGACGAUACAACCGCUGAAAGAAAUAUUUACGACCUACCUGAUUAUAGUGAACCUACUAGUUCGCCCGCUCCUCAGAUCGUGGAAGAUGGAUUGGUGACAAUCACUCUAACGCCAGAUGAACAAGGUCGAUUUGGGUUCAACGUGAAAGGCGGCUUAGACCUCGAUAUGCCUAUUUUAGUAUCUAGGGUAGCACCGAACACACCGGCUGAUCGUUGUUAUCCGAAGUUAAACGAAGGAGAUCAGGUAGUGUACAUCAAUGGGAUCGAUGUGAGUGGAUUAUUACACGAGCACGUAGUAAAUUUAAUUCGUCAGUCUCGUGAUUCGGGUUCCGGUGAGCUGACGUUAACUGUGAGACCGAAUGCUUUGUAUAAUGCACUGGCUGGUACCGAUGAAACGUCCGAAGAGGAACCUCCAUAUAGAUACGUACCAGACGCACCUCACGCCGCUAUUGGAUCGGAUGCAUUGGCGCAGUCGAUGUUGCUUCUCGCCGAUGGUCUCGCGAGUGGCGCUCUAAUAGCCCAGUACGAGCAGCUGUACCGGAAAAAUCCGGAGCUCACCUCUCUGGAAUCGAAGAAACCAGAGAAUCAGAGCAAAAAUCGUUAUCGUGAUAUUUCACCGUACGAUGUUACACGGGUGAUACUUAUGGGCUCUACGAACGGGGAUUACAUCAACGCCAACUAUGUGAACAUGGAAAUCCCAGGGUCGGGGAUUAUCAACAGAUACAUCGCCACUCAAGGACCUUUGUCGUCCACUGUCGCUGACUUCUGGCAGAUGGUUCUAGAGGCGGGCAGCACCCUUGUCGUCAUGCUGACGACAUUGGUCGAACGUGGCCGAGCGAAAUGCCAUCAGUAUUGGCCGGCGCUCAACGAAACUCUUACGCUGCGGAAUCUCACACUUACUUCUGCCGUUGAGAACGUCGAAGACACGUUUAUAUUUAGGGAAUUUAUACUCCGCGAUAUAAACACUGGAGAAGAAAGAGAUAUAACACACAUGCAGUACUGUAGUUGGCCGGAUCAUGGGGUACCCAACGAUUGGCGACAGUUCACAACUUUCACCGAACGGGUGCGGGCAGCUCGGACAGGGAUUGUAGAACCCGCUGUCGUUCAUUGUUCGGCUGGAAUCGGUAGAACAGGUGUUUUAGUAUUAAUGGAGACUGCGCUGUGUCUUAUCGAAGCGAAUCAACCAGUGUAUCCAUUAGACAUUGUACGCUCUAUGAGAGACCAGAGGGCGAUGAUGAUACAAAAUGCUGUAAGUCUGAAAUUGUUUUAA